This is a messenger RNA of Chaetura pelagica (chimney swift), 2048 nucleotides long. It is a transcript of the gene SNX4, whose product is annotated as sorting nexin 4. The transcript is spliced from 13 exons. The record is from RefSeq and is a predicted model, not a curated record. Gene Ontology annotation, molecular function: phosphatidylinositol binding. Gene Ontology annotation, biological process: protein transport. Lineage: Eukaryota; Metazoa; Chordata; Aves; Apodiformes; Apodidae. The coding region runs from base 1 to 1209 and encodes 402 amino acids.
AUGGAAGACUGUUUGGCAAAAAAAAUGGAAAUCACUGUUUCGGAAGCUGAAAAACGGACUGGGAAGACUGCCAUGAACAUGCAAGAAACAUACACUGCUUACCUCAUUGAGACAAGAGCUGUUGAGUCCCAGAGUGAGGGACAAUGUGCCCCAGUGGAGUCCCUGUGGCGACGUUACAGUGAAUUUGAGUUGUUGAGGAAUUAUUUAUCAGUGACCUAUCCACAUAUUGUUGUUCCACCUUUGCCAGAAAAAAGGGCUGACUUUGUUUGGCAUAAGCUGUCAGCAGAUAAUAUGGAUCCAGAUUUUGUGGAAAGAAGAAGAAUUGGUUUGGAAAACUUCCUGUUACGUGUGGCUUCACAUCCUGUUCUUUGCCAAGACAAAAUCUUUUAUUCAUUUUUAACACAGGAAGGUGGGUGGAAAGAAAUGGUGAAUGAGACUGGAUUUCAGUUAAAGGCAGAUUCCAGAUUAAAAGCUCUUAAUGCAACAUUCAGAGUGAAAAAUCCAGACAAGAGAUUUACUGAGCUAAAACACUACAGUGAUGAACUGCAGUCUGUCAUAUCACACCUUCUGCGCGUCAGAGCUAGGGUAGCAGACCGGUUAUAUGGUGUCUAUAAGGUCCAUGGCAACUAUGGAAGAGUAUUCAGUGAGUGGAGUGCAAUAGAAAAGGAGAUGGGGGAUGGGUUGCAGAGUGCUGGCCACCACAUGGAUGUGUAUGCAGCUUCUAUUGAUGACAUACUAGAAGAAGAGGAACAUUAUGCAGAUCAGCUGAAAGAAUAUCUCUUCUAUGCAGAAGCACUACGGGCAGUUUGCAGGAAACAUGAACUAAUGCAAUAUGACUUGGAAAUGGCUGCGCAGGACCUGGCAUCUAAGAAGCAGCAGUGUGAAGAGCUGGCAACAGGAACUGUGAGGACAUUCUCCCUGAAAGGGAUGACCAGCAAGCUCUUUGGGCAGGAAACCCCUGAGCAGAGGGAAGCCAAGAUAAGGGUUUUAGAAGAGCAGAUACAGGAAGGAGAAGAACAACUUAAGUCUAAAAAUCUGGAGGGCAGAGACUUUGUGAAAAGUGCCUGGGCUGACAUUGAACGGUUUAAAGAGCAAAAGAAUCACGAUUUGAAGGAGGCACUGAUAAGCUAUGCUGUUAUGCAGAUUAGCAUGUGCAAAAAGGGAAUUCAAGUUUGGACAAAUGCAAAGGAAUGUUUCAGCAAGAUGUGAUUAUCUGGAAAUGAAUUCCUCCUCCAAGUGCCAGAGAACGGAAGCACAAAUGUAUAACACCAAUGUUGAGUUGCUACAUGACUUACAUAUAAAUCAUGAAAUAAAUGAGUUGAGUGAAUAGUUUUUCUUUCUGAUGAUUGUAAUUGUUAAUAAAGGACAAAAAGGACAUGUUCUUAAAUGUUUAGCCCUGGCUGCCACUUCUGUGGCAUGUUUUAUAUGUGGUAGCAAAUAAUUCAGGGGUAAAAGAGUGACUGAAAACUACAGCUCUGUACUGGGGCAAAGGUAUAGGGAAGGUUAUCCAGAAGGUAUGAACUGAACUGUUCUGAGACUUGUGAAACACCAUGCUCUGAAAUGUGUAGAUCACUUCCAGAUGCCCUUCUUUUUGGGCCUUGCUGUUUAGAAUUUGUGAUGCUCAAGGGUGCUUUGGCUUUGUGGUGGGAGACACAGUUGUGUUCUUGAGGUCUACACCAUAAGAGGACAAAAAAUGAAAUAUUGUAAGGCUUAGGGUUCAUAUUUAGAUGCCUUUGCAUGUCCAUAGAGAAAUGUACUUUUCCAGAGUUCAGGUUAAGCAGUCUCAAACUCCUGAGAUGUUUGAAACUCUCUACAGUAGAGGUGUUGUACAAUGGUUUGAAACAAUAUUCUGCAUUUACUGGUUCCCACUCAAGUUUUGAUAUGGGCAUUGAUUUCUUAUCAAACUUCUUUGCAAGUAAAGAAGACUUGUGGUCCAGCUGAGCUGCAAAACCAAAGUCAAAGCUGGUGUAAGAAGCAGAUGCAACUUCUAUUUGGUUGUUUGGAACCUGUUUACACUAGAUGUGAAUCUGGCCUGUGGUACCUCUUCU